Messenger RNA from Mercenaria mercenaria, 759 nucleotides. RefSeq lists its product as uncharacterized. The coding region runs from base 391 to 759 and encodes 122 amino acids. The record is from RefSeq and is a predicted model, not a curated record. The transcript has 2 exons. Lineage: Eukaryota; Metazoa; Mollusca; Bivalvia; Venerida; Veneridae.
GUACAUGUACCAUUCAAUGUAUGCAAAAGGAAGUGAAAGAAACAUUGACGCAUAUUUACCUCGUACACAAUUCUCGGUCGCUUGUGAAAAAGUGUUUCCAAGCAAACAAAUGACUGUAACAACAAAUUUAUUUGUCAACAUCGUACAAAACGUUUUUAAACUCACUAUACUCCUUUCUCAACAUCAACAGUUUAAAUAGUUUUUAUGGUACAGCUGUGUAAUGGCUGAUGGUGUAACUGAGAUGAAAGAAAUGAUGGAUAUAAAUAGCUUAAGGCAAAGAAUUCCACCAUUACCGGAUGGUAAACAGUACCGCUUUUUUCUGGUAGCUGCUGAGGAGGAUCGGGACAGAGUUUUAACUAUUAAGUGCAAACUUGAGCAGUUUAAUGCAAAAUGUUUAUACGAAGCUUUGACAAAUUCGAGUUCAUAAAGACUGGAAUGAUUCGCUCGAUCAAAAUUGUCCUAUUUGUGUCGCCAAUGUUUUUGAGUGACAGUAUGUGUGUUCUUCAACAAAAUAUUGCCUUAGCGGCAUCUUUGGACGAGAGAAUACCGUGCAUUGUCCCAGUUUUACUUGAGGACGUAGAGGAUAUAUCAGCUCUUGCUACCCUUAGAUUUGUUAACGCAAAGAACUCAGAUAAUGACGACAUAUCGGAAGGUGUUGUCAAAUCUGUGACUGGUUCAGAUUUGUAUGCGACAAUGCUUCCAUUCGAAUGUGCAAGUGUAUUUGCCAGAUGUAUGUAUUUUAGCAUGAACAUUUUGUAA